UUCAGUCUAUCAAUAGCAUUCCUUCCCUUUUAAUAUUACAAAGCGUGAAUAUUCAAACAACAUUUAAAAAAAUGUCUCUCAAAAGCUUGAUUUUCUUGGGUCUUUUGGCUGUCACUUUGGGAUUCACACUUCCAGGUGAAAGUGAAACCGUUCAUGACGUUGAAACUCAAUGGGUCUAUGGUGAUUUCGUACCAGUAGCUGAGGAUGUUGUUCUUGUGAGAAAAGCUAGAUCACCUCAAGGUUCAGUGACCGGUACCUUUGAACACAGUCGCCAAGGUGGUUCCAGUGCAAGCGUGGAUUACAAUCGUCAACUAAGUAAGAACUUAGAGGCUUAUGCUGGAGCAUCUAGGAAUUUCAAAUAUAACGACAACAGUGCUCAUGCUGGCUUAAGAUAUAGAUUUUAGUUAUAAACAAAAAAGCUUAAAUAAAUGUUAAGAAUUAUUUAUAAAAACAGUAA
Eupeodes corollae is the source of this 457-nucleotide messenger RNA. RefSeq lists its product as uncharacterized. NCBI's taxonomy places the organism in Eukaryota, Metazoa, Arthropoda, Insecta, Diptera, Syrphidae. The record is from RefSeq and is a predicted model, not a curated record. The coding region runs from base 72 to 404 and encodes 110 amino acids. The transcript is spliced from 2 exons.